This is a messenger RNA of Symbiodinium necroappetens, 798 nucleotides long. The record is from the annotation of a GenBank genome assembly. NCBI's taxonomy places the organism in Eukaryota, Dinophyceae, Suessiales, Symbiodiniaceae.
AUGAACAACUUGGCUGGGCUGCUGCAGGCUCGGGGCCGCUAUGAGGAAGCCGAGCCGCUGUUCCGGCAGGGACUGGAGAUCUGCAGUGCCAAGUUGGGUGAAGAGCAUCCGCGAACGCUGAAUUCGAUGAACAACUUGGCUGGGCUGCUGCAGGCUCAAAGGCGCCAUGACGAAGCCGAGCCGUUGUAUCGACAGGCACUGGCAGGUCGCCGGGCGAAGCUUGGCGACUCCCACCCGGACACGAUGAGCAGCAUGUACGGCUUGGCCAGCUUGUUGAGGCUUAUGGGCCAAUUGGAGGAGGCAGAGCAGCUCUUCCGCGAAGGGCUCGAGAAGACUUCGUGGAGACCUGUAGGCACUGUAGGCCGGGCGAGGCUUGGCGACUCCCACCCGGAGACGAUGAACAGCAUGCACAACUUGGCCUACUUGUUGACGCUGAUGGGCCAGUUGGAGGAGGCAGAGCAGCUCUUCCGCGAAGAGCUCGAGACGUGUCGGUCUGUGCACGGCGCCCAACACGAGGAGACCGUUGGCUCGGCCAUGGGCUUGGCCGAGUUCCUGAAGGACCCGGCUGAAGGCCGGGCGAAGCUUGGCGACUCCCACCCGGACACGAUGAGCAGCAUGUACAGCUUGGCCAGCUUGUUGAGGCUUAUGGGCCAAUUGGAGGAGGCAGAGCAGCUCUUCCGCGAAGAUCUCGAGACGUGUCGGUCUGUGCACGGCGCCCAACACGAGGACACUAUUAACUCCAUCCGGAACUUGGCCGAGUUCCUGGAGGACCCGUCCUCGAUUCUCGAGUCGGGCUGA